Molecule: messenger RNA, 1238 nt
Organism: Lactuca virosa
Lineage: Eukaryota; Viridiplantae; Streptophyta; Magnoliopsida; Asterales; Asteraceae
Source: the annotation of a GenBank genome assembly
AUGCAAAUGAUUCGUCUUCAAUCAGAUGAAAUCAGUCGUUUACAAGAUGAAAUCAUCCUCCGAAUAUUAAACAGAUUAAUCGAUUUGAAAACCCUUUGCUUUUGCUAUCUGGUUUCCAAACGUUUCUCCUCGAUUGUACUUCAAGUCGAUGCCAUUUCCUUCACUUCUCCUCUCUGGACUCCCGAUAAGAACACCAUCGGUGAUGUUGCCCCAAGUAAUCCAUUUCCGCCGAUCAUUUCUUCUUUUUAUGGCGAGUCCUUUCUAUCUGCUUAUAGGUUUUUGAUCAAGUUUAAAGGAGUGAUAGAACUUCUAUCUUCGGGUCUCCGUGCUGUGGAUAAUCGUUUGUUCAAGUGGAAGGUCAAGUUUGGUAACAGAAUCGAAUCAGUUAUAUUUCUGUCCCCGAAUUCAAUUUUCUAUAAGGAUGAACUCUAUUUUAAUGGGAAUGGGGAUGAAGAAGAACGCAACAAACGUCACAUUGCGUUUCAGUGUCUGAAGGAUGUGACGGCAAGGCAUAUGAUGCUGUUGCACCUGGUUAAGGAUCUGCCAUUGUUAGAAGAGGUAUCCAUUACUGAUUCAGAAAGAAGAGGGAGGCUUUCCUUGAAGGGGGAAAAACUCAGUGAGGUGAAAGAAUGGUUGCCAGUUUCAGGGUACGUGAUGAAGGGGGUAUUUGUUAUGGUAAUGGAGAUGAAAGAUCUCGAGAGUGAAAAUGAUAUUCUUAUGAACAGUGAAGAUGGUGGUUUUGAAGAUAAAGAAGAGGCUGCAUAUACCGAAGCUCUGAUGGAGAUUAUGGAGAAACAUAAAGGCAUGAUGAAUACCCUGAGCCUCAACUCACGUUGUGGUACCUUAAGGAGGCGGUUGAGGGGUCUCUUGAACGGGAAAUUAACACUGUAGCACAACCAAGUUCAUGUUUUUUCCCAAAUUGAUUAUCAAAGUUUUUUUUUUUGCACAAUUAGUCAUUAAACUUCCAAUUCACUUGUUAAAUAGGUAUUCAACCUAAAAAACUAUCGGUUUCCUAGUUAGUUUGGCUUAUAUGACAUAAAUGAGGUGGACAUAUAACUUUCACAUACUCCCUAUUUAUUAUGUAACCCUAUUGGUCUAACUACCAUACCAACCACAUUUUUCUUUUUGAGAAAAAAGGGUUGGAGACCGGCUGACCACCAUGGCGACCGACACCGGAGACGGAAGCAUUGGCAGCGAUCUUGGUCACCGGAGCACAACCCUGGCCAAGGAAGUCAUGC